Messenger RNA from Penicillium oxalicum, 498 nucleotides. RefSeq lists its product as uncharacterized. The transcript is spliced from 3 exons. The record is from RefSeq and is a predicted model, not a curated record. Lineage: Eukaryota; Fungi; Ascomycota; Eurotiomycetes; Eurotiales; Aspergillaceae. The coding region runs from base 1 to 498 and encodes 165 amino acids.
AUGGCAAGCAUGUGGUACUGCUGCGGCUGCAACUUCGGCCCUCUCGACGCCGAACUGCACGACUCUUGCACCAACUGUGAUCAGACUCUCUGCUCGAGAUGCCCUCGCGAAGAGUCAUCCAACACCUAUCCAAGCCACCACGCAGGCCCUCGCCAGGAGAUGUCGGCCUACCCAGGCGCACUCUCCAUGAGCAACACCGUCUCCAGGAAGUGUUCCACCCCUCCUUUGACAAGAGUUGUGGCUGGCACCGGCCUCGGUGAGCUCCACAACAUUCGAUCUCUAUCGCAAAGGAUUCCCGAUACAUCAUGCCAGUUCUUCCAGGGUGUCGCUCAAUGCUCCACUCAGACGUACAUGUACAUCUGUUGCAAGUGCGGUGAUGGACCCAAGGUCUACAAUCACCAGCCAAAUAAAGACUAUGCGAGCAUCGCUGUCUUUGCGGGCGAAGGCAGUACUUGGUCGAUGCGGACGAACCCCAUCGGACCAUAUCACUUGAUAUAA